GGUGGGAAAAAGUCAGGUAUAGCAUCACCCAAGAGGUCUGGAACAUCAACUCCCAUUCGACAUGGCGGAGGUUUGGAUCAAAGAUUGCUAGAUAUCAGCGCAUUGAAUCUUCAGCCAAAAGAAGAAAUUUCUCGACCAGUGGACGAACCUGCACCCAAGGUUGCAUUUGCCAGGGAAAAGGUAUUGGAAGAAGCACGAAGAGCCGUUGAGGCCCAGAACGGCAACGGCAAAAGAACAGUCAGCUUGGUGGUCAUCGGUCAUGUCGAUGCAGGAAAGUCGACACUAAUGGGUCGUCUAUUAUAUGAGCUCGGGCGUGUCGACGAAAAAACAAGAAUAGCUAAUGAGAGGGGAAGCAGUAAAGCCGGUAAAAGCAGCUUUAGUUGGGCUUGGGAAUUAGAUGGUACAGUCGAGGAGAGAGAAAGAGGGAUAACUAUGGAUAUUGCAUUACAGUCUUUGGUAACUCCUCAUCGGCAAAUCACUAUCCUCGAUGCUCCUGGGCACAAAGAUUUUAUCCCGAACAUGAUUUCAGGGGCUUCGCAAGCUGACUGUGCCCUAUUAGUUGUAGAUGCUGCCACAGGAGAGUUUGAGGCUGGGUUUGACCGAGGUGGUCAAACUCGCGAGCAUUUGCUACUUGUAAGGAGUCUUGGAGUUGCUCAGGUUAUCGUUGCUGUGAACAAGUUGGAUCAGGUCAAUUGGGAUCGAAGUCGUUAUGAAGAGAUCAGUGAACUACUUAGAACAUUCCUAACUCAAUCUGGUUUCCACCCCUCCAAAAGCAAAUUUGUACCAGUCGGCGCCAUGUUGGGCGUAAAUCUAGUUAACCGUACUGGCCCUGACGCUGCGACUCUGGCUGCCUGGUACAAAGGGCCCACAUUAGUUGAUUUACUAGAUAAGCUGGAACCUCCUUUGCGCGACCUCACAUCACCUCUUCGACUACCUAUUUCAAAUGUCUUCAAAGGCCAGGGCUCUGGUAUUGGAGCCACUGGCAGAAUCUGCGGUGGUAUCGUACAAGUGGGUGAACGUGUACGUGUUCUCCCCGGGGAUGAGUCUGCCGUAGUGAAAUUGAUUGAUGUCGAAGAAGAAAGCGUACCUUGGGCUGCGGCCGGUACAUAUGCAACGCUAUACCUUACUGCUAUCGACCCUAUCCAUGUCAAUAUUGGCUAUGUCGUGUGUUCAACAACCGAUCUGGUUCCUUUGGCCACUGUCUUUACCGCACGUAUCAUUGUGUUUGACAUCCAGCUUCCCAUAACUGCAGGAGCAUCGGUCGAACUAUUUCACCACUCGCAAGACGUUCCAGCUACCAUCUCAAAGCUGGUGACAUCUCUAGACCGAACAUCUGGUGCUGUUUUGAAGAAAAACCCUCGAGUCUUGACCAGAGGUUUAUCUGCCGAAGUCGAGAUAACUAUACGACCCAGUUCUUUAUCAGGUCCAUCUAGUAGCACGCGCCCCAUUCCCUUGGAGCGUUUCUCUUCGAGCAAAGAUAUGGGAAGAAUCCUCAUUCGACGAGGGGGUGAAACCAUCAGUGCUGGCAUCGUGCUUGAUAUCAUUGCAUAGAGACAGAAGUAAGGACGGAACAAAAUGACGUGAUAAUCCUUGUAAGAGACAUCUUGUACAACAUCAGCAUGUACACGAUGCUUCCACAACUUAACAUGUACGAGAAAUGGAAACAAAUAUGUACAAUAUCCUUUGAUAUGAUUACAACAAAGCUGUUACACGUUACAUACCGAUUCUACCGAUAGGUAUCGAUAGAACUUCUUUGUAGUGGAGAAUGAAGUAGACCGUGUCAAUGACGUUCCGAUCACAAGACAGGUUAGACAAGUUACAGUACAACAAAUAGAUAACUAGAAAACCCCGCAAAUAAAGAAUAACCCAAGACAUCACCAUCGUUCCAGUUUGACAUGUAUUAACAAUUAUUUGUGUUCCUUGUCCUUGUCCGUGAAAAUAUCUUUGAGCUUGCCAAAGAUCGAUUUUUUCUUCUUACGCGACGCGGUGGUGCCAGUCUUAGAAGAUGGUGGCGUAGAAGUAGUGUCAGAUCUCUCUGAUACUGGGAACGUUUCUUUUUCCUUGGUGGAAGAAGGCUCCUUAGAAUGUGUCUUGACAUCUGGCGGAGUAGACACCUCUGCUGCUGGCUGGGCAGGCAAAACAUUAUUCUGCUUAUGGUCCUUGGGGGGGACAUCGGGUGGGAUGGAGGGGGUCUCCGUACCGCCAUUGACCUGGGCUGGCGUCGCCACC
Serpula lacrymans var. lacrymans S7.9 is the source of this 2229-nucleotide messenger RNA. RefSeq lists its product as uncharacterized. The coding region runs from base 286 to 1551 and encodes 421 amino acids. The transcript is spliced from 9 exons. NCBI's taxonomy places the organism in Eukaryota, Fungi, Basidiomycota, Agaricomycetes, Boletales, Serpulaceae. Gene Ontology annotation, molecular function: GTP binding; GTPase activity. The record is from RefSeq and is a predicted model, not a curated record. Gene Ontology annotation, biological process: translation.